Molecule: messenger RNA, 1905 nt
Organism: Limanda limanda (common dab)
Lineage: Eukaryota; Metazoa; Chordata; Actinopteri; Pleuronectiformes; Pleuronectidae
Gene: kcnk4a
Product: potassium channel, subfamily K, member 4a
Exons: 6
Coding region: 10-1905 (631 amino acids)
Biological process (GO): stabilization of membrane potential; potassium ion transmembrane transport
Cellular component (GO): membrane
Molecular function (GO): potassium ion leak channel activity
Source: RefSeq, a predicted model, not a curated record
GGGGAGAAAAUGCGGUACACCACCCUCUUGGCCCUGCUGAUUGGGGUCAUGCUGUACCUGGGGAUGGGGGCGCUGGUUUUCAGCACCCUGGAGGCCCCCAAGGAGAGCUCGUCAUACGCAGACCUUCUGAGAACCAAGCAAACCUUCCUGGAUAAUAACUCCUGUGUGACUGAGCUGGACUUCCACAAGCUGGUGAAGGGGGUGGUGUCUGCAGUAGACGCAGGCCUGGAUGUGAGCAGACUGUCCGGUAACUUCACCAGCCGCUGGGACGGACCCUCCGCCUUCUUCUUCUGUGGCACCAUCAUCACCACCAUAGGCUUUGGGAACCUGUCUCCUCGGACGUGGUACGGUCAGCUGUUCUGCGUGUGCUACGCUCUGGUGGGAAUCCCCAUGUUUGGCAUCCUGCUGGCUGGAGUGAGCGAUCACAUGGGCACCGUGCUGCGCAGAGCGGUGGCCAAGAUUGAAACCAUGUUUCUGAAACGUAUGGUCAGGCCGACCACAGUGCGCGUGAUCUCGGCGGUUCUCUCCAUCCUGAUUGGUUGUCUGAUCUUCCUCGCCGUGCCGACGGUGGUAUUUCAGAGAGUGGAGGACUGGUCUUUUCUGGAGUCUCUCUACUUUGUCGUCAUCACUCUCACCACUGUCGGCUUCGGAGACUACGUACCAGGUGGUGGUCGUGAGGACGGCUUGUUCUUCAAGCCUUUGGUGUGGUUGUGGAUAGUUUUUGGUCUCGCCUACUUUGCCUCCGUCCUCACCAUGAUUGGCAACUGGUUGAGGGUGCUGUCAAAGAGGACUCGCGCUGAGAUGGAAGAGUUGAGAGCCCAUGCCACAGACUGGACCCAGAACAUCCAGAACAUGUCCAUGGACUUCCGCAUCCCAAACCCUCUGGAGUUCAACGACCCCUUCCUCCUGCAGCGCCGGCGCUGGAAACGCAGUGAGCGCCGGCGCGUCCGUCGGGGGGCCGAGGGCACUCUGGGGUACUGGGAUCAAGUGGGAUCUCAGAAUGGAUACCUGCCAAACCGCUGGGGUGGUCUCUCCAAUUCCACUAGCCAGCUGGAGGCCCAUUCGUCUAUGGAGAGGGCGGUGGUGGUGAAGUCCAGGCCACGGGUCAGUGCGGUUGGAGGGGGAACAGUCCCGAGAGCAGGGCCUGGGCUGAGGGUCGACCCCCCUGUGGGUCUGCACGUGGAGCGACGGUCGUUUCCUCACCUGCUGGCUCGCUCGUUUUCCGUCCCGAUGGCCGUCUCCACCUCAAAGCUGAACGCGGCAGCUGCAGCCAUGCAGGGAGAAUCUCUGUCUGGAUCGGAGUCUCCGUAUGACUCCAGAUCAGACGUCUCCUCUGGCUCCUCCUCCUUCCUGGCGCUCCAGCAGUUCCAGCCCUGCUGCACCAUCAGCACCAUGGAGAAGGGAGGAGUGAGAGCCGCAGACAUGGACGCAGUACAAGAGAAAUACAAAAGGCUUCCGGCAGAGAAAUGGGGAUCUGUAGCAAACAUUACCUACAAACAGACACAUACCCCAGCCUAUCGCCCACGCUCCUCCCCUCCUCCCCCCUUUUUACGUCACUCUCCGCCGUCAAUUAUCCUUCCUUCCCCUCCCCUCAACACGGCCUCCUCGGCCAGUUGCCAGCUACUGGAUUUUUUCGGGGAGAACCUAGCAUACAUCGACGAGUCCUCGGACACGCUGAGCGACCGCGCCCAGCCGGGGGCGAGCGAGGCAAAGAAGAAACGGCCGCGGAAGCCUAAGAGGAGGAGCAUUAGGAGGCAGCUGCCACACAGGUGGAGCCCCCUGCAGGUUAGGAAGCCCAACAGUGACAUGCAGCCACCAUCAAAUCCCCCUACACCCCCCCCAGACUCUUCUCUGUCAGACCUGCCCUCGUCAAAGCAGCAGACAGAUUCCGCCCCUGCACGCUGA